Molecule: messenger RNA, 2349 nt
Organism: Erpetoichthys calabaricus (reedfish)
Lineage: Eukaryota; Metazoa; Chordata; Cladistia; Polypteriformes; Polypteridae
Exons: 10
Coding region: 365-2020 (551 amino acids)
Biological process (GO): negative regulation of autophagy
Source: RefSeq, a predicted model, not a curated record
GGAGUGAAUCGUGCAUGUUUUGGAAACUCCUCCGAGUCUACUCCCGUGGGGUCUAGGAGGUGUGUUCCUCAGUAUUUCAGCGAGUUUCUUUAUCGACUUAUUCACUUCCUACUUUCUGACCACACAAGAAAGCGAAAGAUCUCGCCUUUGCUUGAUUCGCGAGAGACGAUUGGCUGGCGGCGCCUCUUCUGCGCAGUUUACCGCUGCAUUCUUUAACUGCGCUCGCUCAGCUCAGGUGGCCACGGGGGCUGCUGUUGUUUUACAGGGUGCACCCACCAAUAUGGUUCGGCAGACGGAUUUAUAUGUCUGGCAUUAGAUUCGGAGCUCUAAAUACCCGAUUUCGUAAACACCACUGUAACGAAACAUGGAGUUUUCUGAGCUCAUCAAAACAAGCUAUGUGGACAACGUGGUCCUGAGCCGGCCCUUCCGCCCUCCUGUCAAGGGGACCCUGUGCGUGACCAGCCACCACAUACUGCUGUCCAGUCGACAAGAACGUGAACAAGAUGCGGAUCUGGGCCCAGACGAGGAAGAGGGGGACACACUAGAGCUCCUACUGCUGCUCAAGGGCAUCGAUGCUGUGGAGAAAAGAUCCACAGGUUCUUAUGGGACUAUUACUAUCAAAUGUAAAGAUCUUUGCAUUUUUCAACUGGAGAUUCCUGGUAUGACAGAAUGUUUAAACAUCGCCAGCUCCAUUGAGGCCUUGUCAGCGCUGGAGUCAGUGACUGAGUUGUAUCCAUUCUUCUACAGGCCGGAGACAAUGAAAAUAGAACAAAAAAUACCCCAGGACUCCUCAGAAGAACUCUUUGGCCAGAUAGCUCACCAUGCAGACAAGUGGAGGCUGAGCUCCGUAAAUAAAGAUUUCUCAGUGUGUCCAACAUACCCUGAAGCAGUCAUUGUGCCAAAACAGAUUUCUGAUGAAGUGCUGAUGGCUGCAGCCAAAUUCCGACAGGGAGGAAGAUUUCCUGUUCUCAGCUACUAUCACAAAAAAACGGGCAAGGUAAUAAUGCACAGUAGUCAGCCUCUGGUUGGAGCACAAAAGAAACGCUGCCAGGAAGAUGAGGAGCUGCUGGGGGCAGUGCUAAACAACUCAGAACGGGGCUUCAUUGUGGACACCAGGUCAGCUCAGCUAGCUCAACAGGCCAGGAUCACGGGAGGAGGUUUUGAAUCCAAAUCAAAUUACCACAACUGGAAGCGGCUUCAUCGGAAUCUGGAGAGGGGAAAGAAUCUUCAAGAGAGUUUGAUCAAGCUGGUGGAUGCCUGUAAUGACCAGACUAACAACAUGGACCGGUGGCUGAGCAAGCUGGAAAAUUCCAAGUGGUUGUCUCAUGUCCAGAGCACACUGAGCACAGCCUGUUUGGUGGCCGAAUGCGUUGAAAGGGAAGGCUGUCCUGUUUUGGUCCAUGGCUCCGAUGGCACCGACACCACUCUGUUGGUCACUUCAUUGGCACAGCUAGUCUUGGACCCAGAAUGCCGAACACUUGUUGGCUUCCAAGCACUGAUUUGUCGGGAAUGGUUACAAGCAGGACAUCCUUUCCAACAGCGCUGUACCCAUCUGGCUCUGUCUCAUGCCAGGCUGCGUAAUGAAGCCCCGAUUUUCCUGCUCUUCUUGGACUGCUGCUGGCAGCUGCAUCACCAGUUUCCCCUGGCAUUUCAGUUUAAUGAGACCCUACUGAUACGAUUUGCCCAAGAAGCUUACUUUUCCAACUUUGGAACUUUUCUUUGUGACAGCGAAAAGGACAGGUAUGCAUUCCAGGUAAGAGAGAAAACCUUCUCCUUUUGGGACUGGAUGAACAAUCCUGCCAUGCUGAAGACAUUCACCAAUCCUCUUUAUCAGCGAAAUGAGCUGGUCAUUUGGCCAUCUGUGUGGCCGCACAGUCUGCAACUCUGGCAAGGUUUUUUCUUCAGGUGGAUCUCCUGUUCCAAGUUUGUGGAAGAAGCACAAGAGGAAAUCCAGCGCAUUGUGAGACACUACAGCAGUUGUAUUAAACUGAACAAGAAAGCGGCUCUUCAUGAUGAAUGAUGCUCAGUUGUUUGCAUCUUCUUUGAUGGUUCAGAUAAAUUAAGGCUAAGAAAACAUUUGUUGAAAACUGCUUUAAAACAGAAAGGCAUUCUGUUUCAUGGCUUUAUUAAAGACUUUUAAACUUGAGAAUUUCCAUUGAAGCUGCAAACACCUCUUGAAAUUUGUGAAGUAGAUUUAUUAAUGAAAAGGAGAUGACAUAUUUAUACUUCAAAUUCAAAUUCAAAGUACUGUGGGUCAAAGUAAUGUAUCCUCACAUAGCCGUCUUCACCACCACUGCUGUAACUGUGGAGAAAAAAUGUAAAAAAAAAAAAAAAAAAAAACACUUAAAA